CGCGGAAGUAAAAAGAAGUGAUUUAGCUUUGCGGCUAUAGGUAGCAGUUGGUCAACGACGUUACAGUAGUGGAGUUAAAAAACAAAACAACAAAAACAUAAUUGUCUUUUACAAUGCAGUGGUUUGAGGGAUCCAUUCCUGCUGCUAUUACUUCAGCGAAACAGCGGAACGUCGUCUUUGUCGUUGUUAUAACAGGUGACGAUGAACAGUCUUCACAGUUGCUGUCCAGCUGGGAUGAUGUCGAAGUGUCUGAAGCAGCACAGAACUCUUGUGUGGCGAUCAAAGUUGAUGCCAACAGUGAGACAUGCGUGCAGUUUUCGCAAAUCUAUCCAGUGAUGUGCAUACCAUCCAGUUUCUUUAUUGGACAUAAUGGUAUUCCUCUUGAGGUUAUUGCUGGCAGUGUGUCUACUGAGGAACUAAUGAAAAGGAUUAAUGGAGUCAAACAGAUGCAUGCUAAGCAGAUACAUGGAGGGAUUCCAUUACCUGAGACAGCAACGCUGAUGGACACCAGUCCAUGUGACAGCACGACCACAGACACCAGCUCAAGUCAAGCUUUACCCCCGACAUCUGCAGCCAAGCAAACCAGAACUCAGAUAGCAGCUGCAGAAGCUGUUGCAGCGGCUGCUGCAGCAUCAGCCAACAUGCAUGGUGUCACAUUGCGUCCUAGAGAGGGUAUAAAUGCAUCUUCUAGUUACGGUGCUCAAUGUUCUAAGAGUGAAGAGAACCUGGAUGCAAAGGUGGAAAGAUUAACCAAGAAACUGGAGGAAAGGCGAGAGCAAAGGAAGAAAGGAGAAGAGGAGAGUGAGCUCAGGAAGGAAAUUGAGCGACGGAAGCUGGGGAAGGAUAUGCUGGAUUUCAAGAGGAAACAGGAAGAGGAGAAAAACAGGCGACUCCUGGAAGAGAGGAACCGUGAGAAGGCUGAAGAAAAAGCCGCAAGAGAGCGUGUCAAACAGCAGAUAGCCUUGGACCGGGCUGAGAGAGCAGCCCGCUAUGCCCAAAAGCAGGAGGAGGACAAGGCUUCCAAGCAGGCAGCCCUGCAGGCCAGACAGUUGGAGCAAGAAGCUAAGAAGGAGGCUGUACUCAGAGAGAGGAGUGUCACGACAAGGAUACAGUUUCGCCUUCCAGACGGCUCCUCUUUCACGAACCAGUUCCCUUCACAGAGUCGGCUGGAGGAAGCUCGACAGUUUGCUGUUCAGAAACUGGAAAACCGCUAUGGAAACUUUUCCCUUGCAACCGUGUUCCCUCGGAGGGAGUUUGUCAAUGAAGACUUUAGUAAGACUCUGCUGGAGCUGGAACUAACACCAAGUGCUUCCAUCAUUGUUCUGCCUCAGUCAGGCAAAGCUGCCAACUCAGUCGUCCAGUCUUCGGGGGGGGGAAUCUGGGCAGUCCUGAGCACUAUCCUCUAUCCUCUGUUGGCUGUCUCGAGAUUCCUCAGCACCUUCUUGUUUGCAACCCCCCCUCCUCCAGCAGCACCCAGAGGAAACACCCACCAAUCAGAAUCCUACACCAACUUAACACCAAACUCCUCAGACAAGUCAAAGAGGAAAACUCUGGAGAAACAGCCGAAGAACUUUAAACAAGAUGGCAAAAUCUGCAGGCUUCGGACUCAGGACGACAGUGAAGAUGACAACAACACUUGGAAUGGAAACUCCACUCAGCAGAUGUAGUCCGUCCCCCCCCCCCCCCGGCUGUUUCCAGUGGCUAUAAAAGUUAUCUUGUGAAAAAAAAAAUCAGGUUUAUGUUGCAGAUAGGGCUGAUUAUUUUCUUUUGUUAGGUGUGUUAUAGGCCUUUGCCCUGUGCCCUUGCCUUGUGGGUAGGUGGGUCACUGCAUGCCAACUUAAAUUUUAGGAACCUCCCCACAUCACCUCCUUA
Thalassophryne amazonica is the source of this 1872-nucleotide messenger RNA. RefSeq names its product UBX domain protein 4 (gene ubxn4). The record is from RefSeq and is a predicted model, not a curated record. The transcript has 13 exons. NCBI's taxonomy places the organism in Eukaryota, Metazoa, Chordata, Actinopteri, Batrachoidiformes, Batrachoididae. Gene Ontology annotation, molecular function: protein binding. The coding region runs from base 114 to 1667 and encodes 517 amino acids.